Messenger RNA from Scheffersomyces stipitis CBS 6054, 2588 nucleotides. RefSeq names its product dolichyl-phosphate-mannose-protein mannosyltransferase (gene PMT4). Gene Ontology annotation, molecular function: dolichyl-phosphate-mannose-protein mannosyltransferase activity. The coding region runs from base 187 to 2463 and encodes 758 amino acids. NCBI's taxonomy places the organism in Eukaryota, Fungi, Ascomycota, Pichiomycetes, Serinales, Debaryomycetaceae. Gene Ontology annotation, biological process: protein O-linked glycosylation via mannose. The transcript has a single exon. The record is from RefSeq and is a predicted model, not a curated record. Gene Ontology annotation, cellular component: membrane; endoplasmic reticulum.
AAACAACAGCUAAGUCUGGAUCGGAAUUGUUUGUAAAGUCCAGUGCAAAUCUAAUUGUGUGUAUACCAUACUGUGUGUCUUUUCAGACUUCAAUUCGGUAGCAUAUAACGAUUUUUCAUCGGAAACAGAUAUUUUCACUUCAACAGUCAACAUUUCCAGAACUAGAACAAUUAGUAGAUUCUGUAGAUGUCGCUGACUUUAAGGAAAAGAGGGCCAAAAAAGGGCCAGAACGCCGUUGGCAAUUCUGCUGCCCAAGAAGAUGACGACUUAAAGAAGCUCCGCGAGUUGGAAGAAGAAGCUCGUGGAUUCAAAGAGCCAGAGUACAAGUACCAAGUAGCUCUUGCAGCCAUCACCAUAUUGGCCGCAUACACUCGUUUCUAUCACAUUAGCAUACCCGACAAAGUUGUGUUUGACGAAGUCCAUUUCGGUAAGUUUGCCUCGUAUUACUUGGAAAGAACGUACUUCUUUGAUUUGCACCCUCCUUUUGCCAAGUUGCUUAUAGCCUUUGCUGGUUGGUUGAUUCGUUACGAUGGUGCCUUUAAGUUCGAGAACAUUGGCGACUCCUACAUCACCAACAAAGUGCCCUACAUUCCCUUGAGAGCACUUCUGGCUAUUCAGGGUACGCUUACAGUACCUGUGAUGUUUUUGACAAUGAAGACGUUGGGAUUUUCUGUUGCUGGCUGUCUUUUCGCAGCUCUCAUAGUCUGUUUCGACAAUGCCCAUGUAGCUGAUUCUAGAUUAAUUCUCUUGGAUGCCACUUUGAUCUUCGCUGUUGCCUUGACUAUUUAUGCGUACUCCAAGUUCCUGACAUACAGAAAGCAGCCCUUCUCCCAGAAGUGGUGGACAUGGUUGACAGCUACUGGAGUGAGUUUAUCUUUGGUUAUUUCUACAAAAUAUGUAGGUGUGUUCACUUAUGUGACGAUCGGCAUUGCUGUAAUCCACGAGUUGUGGAUUUUGUUGGAUUAUCAGAAGGGAUUGACAAUUCCUGAGUUUUCGAAGCAUUUUGCAGCCAGAUUGUGGUCAUUGAUCAUCAUGCCCUUCAUUAUCUACUUGUUCUGGUUUUACGUGCAUUUUGCCAUUUUGACCAAAUCUGGCCCUGGUGACAAUUUCAUGUCAGCUGAGUUCCAGGAAACUUUGCUCGAAUCCCCUAUGGCUAAAUUGUCCAAGAACGUUCACUAUAACGAUCUUAUCACCAUAAAACAUAAAGAUACUGACGCUUUCUUGCACUCGCAUUUACACUCAUAUCCAUUGCGUUAUGAGGAUGGAAGAGUCUCGUCCAAUACUCAGCAGGUUACUUGUGUUUUUGACCCAGACAGCAAAGAAGCCGAAGACGUCAACAACCACUGGGAAAUUGUUCCUAGCUCCAAAGACGUCGCAAGAGGUACUGAUGUGUACACCAACGAUGUUGUCAGGUUCAGGCAUGUAGGAACUGGUGGGUAUUUGCUUGCCCAUGAUGUUGCUUCCCCAUUAAAAGCUACACAUGAAGAGUUCACCAUUGCUUACGGCGAAGACGCUGCUGUGACCAAGUUCAACGAGACUCUCUUCAGAUUGAGAUUCGGUGGAUCCGGUUCUACCAAAAACAAAAACAAAAGGAGAGUCAUCAAGACUAAAGGUACACCAUUGCGUAUUAUCCAUGUAGACACCGUAGUGGCCAUGUGGACACACGACGAUGAAGUCUUGCCAGAAUGGGGUUUUGGCCAUCAGGAAGUCUCUGGUAACAAAAAGACGCAAGACUCUGACAACGUCUGGACUAUCGACGACAUUGUAGACAUGGACCCUAUAGAUCCAAGAUCCAAGUAUGUACCCAAGCAAGUCAAGACGUUGUCAUUCUUUAAGAAAUGGUGGGAAUUGCAAGGAUUGAUGUUCAAGCACAACAAUCAGUUGUCUUCUGAACACCCUUUUGCAUCACAGCCCGAAACCUGGCCAUUGGCUUUGUCCGGUGUAUCUUUCUACAACGAUAACGACAACCGUAGACAGAUAUUCUUCACCGGUAAUAUUAUUGGAUUCUGGUUGGAAGUUUGUUUCCUCUCAAUCUAUUUGGGGUUGUUGUUGGCUGAUCAAGUCACUCGUCGUCGUCAUGUAUACAUUUUGAGUGACAGAGCAAGAUCCAAAUUGUACAACACAUUGGGAUUCCUCUUUGCCGGAUGGGGUGCUCAUUUCUUCCCCUUCUUCUUAAUGAAUCGUCAAAAGUUCUUGCACCAUUACUUGCCAGCCCAUUUGUUGGCUGCAUUGUUUUCUGGUGGUUUGGUCGAUUUUAUCUCGAGCAACAAUAUUCGUGAUUCUAACGGUCGCCCUACGGUGUACAACAAGAUCAAGAGCACAGUCAUUGUGACCGGAUGUUCCAUCGGCAUUGUGUGGUUCUUCUUCUACUUCAGACCAAUCACCUACGGUGAUACCACCUUGUCUGUUGAGGAGGUCAAGGCUAGACAAUGGUUGGACAUCAAGUUGCACUACGCCAAGUAGAAGAGCUUUCUUUGGAGGCAUUAUAUAUAUUGAUAUGGACCACUAAUUACACAUUUCUGGUGGAUGAUGAAUUACAGACUUAGUAGAGUAUGUAGUACAGAAUUGAACUUGUACAUUGGCACUUC